Molecule: messenger RNA, 2814 nt
Organism: Fomitopsis serialis
Lineage: Eukaryota; Fungi; Basidiomycota; Agaricomycetes; Polyporales; Fomitopsidaceae
Exons: 5
Coding region: 1-2814 (937 amino acids)
Source: RefSeq, a predicted model, not a curated record
AUGCCCCGACUGUCUACUCCUCAGCUACGGAACAUCCUCGAUGCAUUUCAAGAGUCCGGGGUCACUGUGUCCGACUUCAUAGUGUCUGUCUUGUGUUCCAGGGACGACGUGGUUGAUGAAGCAAUUGAGAACAUAGGUAACAACCUUGUGAACAUCUUGCUAGUGUUCCACGAGAACCCACGCGUGCACGACUCAAUGUCUGCUUCGAUACACCGCCUCGCGAAGACGAUGUACAUGAGUGAGCUAGCAUCCGUGUCGAAGAAGGAGGCAGGCAUGCACUUUAAUGCACACUGGGCAACAGAAGCGGACCUGGAAGGCUUCGAACUUGUCGGACUCGUGGAGAAGCUCACGUCUUUGGCUCCCCAUGUCUGUGAUCUCGUCGAUGGUCUACUUAGUGCAGACCCUGUACUAACGAGACGGCGACACAAGCGGCGACGCAAGCGAUGUCGCGCAAAAAGACGUGAGCGCGAGGCUCGCGAGCACCCAUGCCCUGCAAAUCUGGUCACAGCACCGGACAUCGUCAGCUCGAAUAGCGCGGUCGCAGAGGACAACGUACCCAAAAACAGACCGUCCGAUUCGCCGGUUGAUAGCGACGCGGGAUUGUGGGCGCAGCUCCCGCAGUUCCCGCAGGAAGAAGACCCGGCGCCGGGGCCGGCGGAGGAGUACUGGUCGGAGCUAUUGGAUAUGGACGUCGACUUCGAUAUGCUGGAUGUAGAGGAGUAUGAUGAUGAAGAGGAUGUCGGGGGCGAUGACAAUGGUGAGGUCGAUGACGAUGACGAUGGUGAUGACAAUGGUGAGGGCAAUGAUGAAGACGAAUACUUUGAUGGGCUGGAGCCUCUGCUCGAGGAUCCCGAUGAUCCAGAGAGUAUGAUGGACCCGUACAUGGAAGAGGAACACUACGAAGCAAUCCUCAAAAUGAAACGAACGCUCUGCAUGAGCCUGAUGAUGCAGAGUACGAAUCAACGGUCAAACGCACUGCAAAGUGUCAUAGGUCUUUACCUCCAUUCUUGCAAUGCACCUGAAGCUGUGGUGGAUCUUCUCGCGCGCAUUGGCGUUGCCAUCUCGCGCACCGCAAUUGACGACGCAAUCACGAACCUGUCAAAAGAGUCGGCGGCGGCAAUGAAACGUUUAGGAUGUACAAUGCUAACCUCCAUUGCCUACGAUAACUUCGACGUCGAGCUCAAGCAUGUUGUUCCAACUGCUGAGAAGCCGCAUGACUCACUAUUACAUAUGACGUCGGGCACUUUCAUCCCUCUCGACCACGGCGCGACCCUUGGAGACCUUCAAUGUUCGGAUGACCUGUGGAAGGAGUCGCCAUACAACCCAGAAAGCACGAAAGGAGCCGAAGAAAUUGAUUGGAAAGAAUUGCUCACCCUGUAUCCCCAAAACAGUCACCCUUCCGGUCUCGAUUGCCGAGAGCGUUUUAACACUUGGGUGUUCAAACACGAUCUCUUUGUCCACGGUCCAGAAUACUUCCGCCAAUUCCUGGCGAAACUCGAUGAGCCCGACGCGAUCGAUCAUAUUCCCCUGGUCAAAUCACGAAAGGUGCCUGCUGAAGCCAUGGACAUCAAUCAGUCUUCGGUUCAAGGCAACAUUGAGGCACUAAAUACCUUGUUCAAGCAGGCAGGAAUCGGGGAUCCAACAGAUCUAGACGACGAGGAACAGGCGCACAGGCAUGAUGUAGGGGACCAUGUUGUCCUCGUACACGGUGAUCUUGCAACAUGCGAGCGCGUUCAGAGCCUGCGCCAGUCGCGUGGAGAGGAGAAAACAGCAUUCCGCAGGUUCCAGCUCGUGAUCUUUAUCAUCGGGCUCUUCCACUUGAAGAUGGCGUGUGUCGACGCAAUCUGGAAGAUCUUCAUUUAUCCCAAACUGGCACGGCAAGACGAAACAAGUCUAAUGAAGCAAGCUGCUGAGAUUCGACCCAAGGAGACGGGAAAGAUCGGGAGCAAACCUGGCUUCCGACGCAUGCACGAGAUCGUUCAGCACGUAGGCGCUGUCUCGCGUCUCGAUUGCUGGCGGGAGGAGGUGUCAUUGCGCGACCCGUCCUUCACGUCGCUUGAUGCAUGGGCAAAGUCAGCGCCUUCCAUGGAUGACAUCGAAGAGAUUGCAAAUGUACUUGUGAAGAAAUAUGUCGCCAACACAGACAUGUCCGAGCGCUAUUUCCUCCUGUACGAGGAGCUGGCAUGGAGUAUGAACGUAGGUGAUAUAGGGCGAGUCGAGGACUGCUUCAUGCCAUCGGUCUUCAUCUUCAAAGGCUGUGGAAAGCACAAAUACGCGACCCAAAUGGUGCGUUUCGUGCACGAUCUACACUUCGUCUAUCCUGCCAAACUUCGACAAGUGAUCCGUAUGAACAUCUUAUGUAACCCAACUGGAAAGAAAAACCACUUCCGCGCAAUUGACUGGUGGGUCGAACACAACAAUCUCUAUAUAAAGCAAAUAUACGGAGGCCAGUUCUCGAACCGUACAAAGUGCCACAUCAUGAAAGAGUCUGCACUCGUCGAAGUGUUCAAGAACAUUCGAAUCAGCCUCGAGGACAUGUUCGCGUUAGAACACAGAACAUACAAACACUCGCCACCAAAGCUACAGCACACGUUCCGCAAAUUGGCUCGCUACAUGCAAAACACGAAGACGCACAGUAUGAUCGCAGGUCGCACAAGCUCGUACACAAUGGUGGAUGCGUCGGAGACAGGAUUACUGAAAAUGGUCACAUCGGGGUGGAAUAGUGGGGACGAUGGGGUCACUGGUCCAACUGCGGAUGUCGCUGUGGAAGACGAGCCUGAGAUCAAUGCGGAUGGUGGUGAUCUAGAUGUAUGA